This is a messenger RNA of Mizuhopecten yessoensis (Yesso scallop), 288 nucleotides long. RefSeq names its product DNA damage-binding protein 1-like. The transcript has 2 exons. NCBI's taxonomy places the organism in Eukaryota, Metazoa, Mollusca, Bivalvia, Pectinida, Pectinidae. The annotation marks the transcript as partial. Gene Ontology annotation, cellular component: site of double-strand break; nucleus. The record is from RefSeq and is a predicted model, not a curated record. Gene Ontology annotation, molecular function: protein binding. Gene Ontology annotation, biological process: proteasome-mediated ubiquitin-dependent protein catabolic process; DNA repair.
GGUACUGAUGUUAAAUGGUGAAGAAGUUGAGGAGACAGAACUGGCAGGGUUUGAAUCAGACCAACAGACAUUUCUGUGUGCUAAUGUCGUCCACAAUCAACUGCUACAGAUCACUCCUGUAUCUGUGCGACUUGUGAGCUGCGAGUCACGUCGACUAGUUAGUGAGUGGAAACACUCUGGAGGAAAAAACAUCAGUCUGGCUUCCUGUAACACUGCCCAGGCUGUGGUCGCUGUCGGCAGUGAACUGUACUACCUGGAGAUAGGACAGGGAGAGGUCAAAGAAGUCAG